CACAGGCCUUGAUGUGCGGCGUAUCUGUCGUCGGCGGUUGUUAUCCACGCUCCUCGAAGGGGAGUAGCGUGGGAUGGGGCAAUAAUGGUUAAAAUAAAUCAGAUAUCGUCCAUUUAUAUUGGAUACAUAGUGUUACAGGUGUCAGAAGUGGUGGCUAAGCUGACAUCUGAGCAAUGCUUGGAUCUUGGCUUCAACAGGGCCAACUUGCUAUGUUCCUACUGCAAAGAACUGCAGGACUUCAGCUUAACAAGCCUGAGGGAUAACUGCUCUCAGUGCUGCACGGCGGAUAGUGGCACGCCGGAGAUCCGCCGGUACCCGCGCGCCUGCCUGGAGGUGUGCGGAUGACGACUGGGGGCCUUCCCGCAGGUUCAGGCGUUCGUAAAGAGCGACCGACCUGCGCGGUACCCGGGCCUCACUGUCAAGUACGUGAGGGGGGCAGACCCGGUCAUCAAGCUGAUGGACGAAGAGGAGCGGGUGCAGGAGACCCUUGCCAUCGAUAAGUGGAACACUGACUCUGUGGAAGAGUUCUUGGGUCUUUAUCUGGAGUCGGCGCAAUCGGAGACACUCGACGAUGAUGCCGAAGAAGUUUCCAAACAAGAGCUGUAAGGAGUGGUUUAUCUCUUUAUGUUAGUUUGAGUACGAAAAUAUCAUGAAAGCGUUCGAAAUUACCGUUGGUUGCAUUGCUUUUACGAACAUGUUUUCAUGUCCGGAUGUACUCAACAUCCUAAUUUGCAGGAUACACUCAACUAACUGUGCAGAAUGUGCUCCCCAGCGCGAUGGUUUUGGUCCUGCAAUUUGGCAGAUCUGAGCGUUCGUAAAUCUUCCCGCGUACCAAUCUGCGCUGGGGAUUGGUGGCUUCCAUUCCGUGAUAAUGGUGACGGGUCCUUCUGUGCGCGUGGCUCUUCGUCGUGAUGUAUGAGUGGUGCCAUCAUUCUGGCUUUCUAUAGACAGGGCCGCAGCUUUUUCGUAGCAAAAGAUCUCGCACGAAUUUGUCCGCGAAUUCUAGUUCUUAUGCAUCCAAACCACCUGUGGUAUCCUUCAGUCUCUCGUUUACGUGAUCUUGGCGGUUUUUACGUGUAUCAAGCACUUUUGACCUCUAAACACAGAGCGUGUGCGCCAGUCGGACCGUCACCCCUAUCGCCGUGUGUUUAUGUGUGUGCGUGUGUGCGUGCGUGCGCGCGCGCGGCGGUGGGUGGCGGGGAGCGACGGGCCGUUCCAGCGGGCGCCGGAGCCGGGCCGGGCGCUGGGGCCGUCCGCUGGCCGGCGAUGUUGCAUGAGGGCCGUGUCGGAACCGGCGCCGCCGUCGGCGCGGCCGGAGGAAGCAUCGCCGGCCAUCGGGCUGCCCCGCCCAGCCGGCACCGGCGCCCGCUGGUCCUAGCGCGCGCCGCUGCCCCAGCUGCACCAGGUGCGGCGCUGCGGAACGUGGCUGUUGCGAACAUGUUGCUCGCGCUUGGUGACCUGUAGGGGCUGUCAGUUUUGUACUCCGCGGGACCAGAAAAGCCGCGGUCGGUGGGGCAAGAUAGGCAUCGCUAUUUGAUUCGUGAUGUUUUGGACCUUGUCCUGUGGUGAUUUAAUACAGGGCCUGCUCUCAUUCGCUAGAAGCAUGCAAUGGAAGGAAAA
Molecule: messenger RNA, 1620 nt
Organism: Pollicipes pollicipes
Lineage: Eukaryota; Metazoa; Arthropoda; Thecostraca; Pollicipedomorpha; Pollicipedidae
Product: selenoprotein F
Exons: 5
Cellular component (GO): endoplasmic reticulum lumen
Molecular function (GO): oxidoreductase activity
Source: RefSeq, a predicted model, not a curated record